Trichomycterus rosablanca is the source of this 759-nucleotide messenger RNA. RefSeq names its product telomere repeat binding bouquet formation protein 2 (gene terb2). Gene Ontology annotation, cellular component: nuclear inner membrane. The record is from RefSeq and is a predicted model, not a curated record. Gene Ontology annotation, biological process: homologous chromosome pairing at meiosis; meiotic attachment of telomere to nuclear envelope. Lineage: Eukaryota; Metazoa; Chordata; Actinopteri; Siluriformes; Trichomycteridae. Bases 68 to 694 code for a protein of 208 amino acids. The transcript has 7 exons.
UCAUCUCAAACAAACUUUCUAACUAACUAACUAACUUACCGUUUAUACUAGUGAACAUUGACAAAAUAUGUUCAAAAACAAAACAGCUUGGUUUUCAGACAGUGUAAAUAAAGAUGUGAGGAGAUUUUGGGCUUCACAGGGUGGAAUUAUCUCCGACUGGAAAACAGCUGAUUACCUCUUUAGCAACGAUGCGGUCUGUCCUGAUACACAAAGGAUCCAUUGUAGUGAUGAGUAUGUGAGAGACAGAGCCACAGUGUUCCACAGUGCCUACCUGGAUACCUGUAGACUACGGUGGAGUACUAAAUCUGUGCCACUUGGUCACUAUCUGCUGCCUCCUCUUUCUGUACAGAAGGAGGUGAAGGCCGUGAUUGGAAGAUUUAUUUGGGAGCAGGAGGAGCUGUUGGGAAAUGUCACACAGCAGGAAACCAGAAGAACCGAGCAGGUUUCAACCAUUCAGCCUGGUGGAAGAAGUCCAAGAACUGAAGAACCAAUCAGGCAGAACAUCAUGAUGACGUCUCCACCCAGAGAUCCAUCAGCCUGUUGUGAGGUGCAGCUUUACCCUGUAAACAACAUGAUCUCAGGAUUUGUUCAUAUUGACCAGCUGAAAAAGUUCACAGGUGAACUGCACGACUUCCUCCCAUCCCACUCUGGGUCCUCCAUCAGAUGUUCCUACAAGAGACUCUCUAAGCAGUAACAAUAACAAUACUAAUAAUACUAAUCAUAAUCAUAAUAAAAUAUCCCCUUCUGUUUUAAUUGUUA